This is a messenger RNA of Pimephales promelas (fathead minnow), 517 nucleotides long. The record is from RefSeq and is a predicted model, not a curated record. Lineage: Eukaryota; Metazoa; Chordata; Actinopteri; Cypriniformes; Leuciscidae.
UAGUGUGUUUGAUUCAGUGCACUAACAGGCUCGUGCGGAUUGGUCUGUGCAGCAGCAGCGCCUCCUCCGGCGCCUUUCUGAAGCGCACACUCACCGUCUCCAUGACAACAACUCGACGCACCACACCACGCCACACACGCUUUCGCGACAUUUUCAAGUUAAAAACCUGUAUAUGUUAUAGUUGAGAAACAUGUCGAGUACACAGGCGGAAAGCGUCAUAAGAAACAUCAUCCGCGAGAUCGCGCAGACAUGUUUGAGCAGAGGACAGACUCUGUCCGAGACGCUCAUCGCGUUCAUGGUCAAAGCUGUUGUUCUGGACCCCAGGAAUCACUUUAACGUGGACAGGACUCUUACAAAGCAAGAUGUGCAGCAACUCAUAGAGCUGUGUGUGGACAGACUCAUGGACCAGGCCAGUCCAACGCUAAACACCAUUAAGAUGCAGGUUUACUUCGACAUGAACUACACAUCUCCACGUAAGUGUGAAAGCACAGAGACGAGCUGGUCACAUCACUUUUAG